Messenger RNA from Xenopus laevis (African clawed frog), 693 nucleotides. RefSeq names its product ribosomal protein L12 L homeolog (gene rpl12.L). Gene Ontology annotation, cellular component: ribosome; cytosolic large ribosomal subunit; large ribosomal subunit. The record is from RefSeq and is a predicted model, not a curated record. Gene Ontology annotation, biological process: translation. Lineage: Eukaryota; Metazoa; Chordata; Amphibia; Anura; Pipidae. The transcript has 7 exons. Bases 147 to 644 code for a protein of 165 amino acids. Gene Ontology annotation, molecular function: large ribosomal subunit rRNA binding; structural constituent of ribosome.
ACGUGACUUCCCGCUACUCCUCCCUCUUUCUCGUCCUGCUUUGCUGGUGGUGGAGGUGCAACUGCUUAUCGGUCGUCCCUAAUCUGGGUUCAUCCGACACCGAAACCGGCCCGAGUGAAGCGGACUGUCCCUAGUUUACUGCCGCCAUGCCUCCUAAACUCGACCCCAACGAGAUUAAAGUCGUGUGCCUGAGAUGUACCGGUGGGGAGGUUGGUGCCACCUCUGCUCUGGCCCCUAAAAUUGGACCUUUGGGUUUGUCUCCCAAAAAAGUUGGUGAUGACAUAGCCAAGGCUACUGGUGACUGGAAGGGGCUGAGGAUCACAGUCAAACUGACCAUCCAGAACAGACAGGCUCAGAUUGAGGUUGUGCCAUCUGCCUCUGCGCUGAUCAUUAAAGCCCUGAAGGAGCCUCCCCGGGACAGGAAGAAGCAGAAGAACAUUAAACACAAUGGCAACAUCUCCAUGGAUGAAGUGAUCAGCAUCGCUCGCCAGAUGAGGCACCGAUCCCUGGCCAGAGAGCUUUCUGGAACCAUUAAGGAGAUCCUGGGUACGGCACAGUCUGUAGGAUGCAAUGUUGAUGGCAGACACCCUCACGAUAUCAUCGACGAUAUCAACAGCGGAGAACUGGAGUGCCCGGCAAGCUAAAUCUGCUGUGAAGACAAUGGGAUUCCUCAAUAAAGAAAAUUGCAUUUCA